Messenger RNA from Sinocyclocheilus anshuiensis, 336 nucleotides. Its product is annotated as 6-phosphofructo-2-kinase/fructose-2,6-bisphosphatase 2-like. The record is from RefSeq and is a predicted model, not a curated record. Gene Ontology annotation, biological process: fructose metabolic process; fructose 2,6-bisphosphate metabolic process. Gene Ontology annotation, cellular component: cytosol. The coding region runs from base 3 to 290 and encodes 95 amino acids. The transcript is spliced from 5 exons. NCBI's taxonomy places the organism in Eukaryota, Metazoa, Chordata, Actinopteri, Cypriniformes, Cyprinidae. Gene Ontology annotation, molecular function: ATP binding; fructose-2,6-bisphosphate 2-phosphatase activity; 6-phosphofructo-2-kinase activity.
ACAUGUCAAAGAAACUCACGCGCUACCUCAACUGGAUUGGAGUUCCCACAAAGGUGUUUAACCUGGGGGUGUACCGGAGGGAAGCAGUUAAAGCGUACAAGUCUUAUGACUUCUUCAGACAUGACAAUAAGGAAGCCAUGAAGAUACGAAAACAGUGUGCCUUGGUGGCCCUGCAAGAUGUAAAGAUCUACCUGAAUGAGGAAGGUGUACAAAUAGCUGUAUUUGAUGCCACAAACACAACCUGGGGGAGGCGGGAUCUUAUAAUAAAUUUUGUACAGGAGAAUGCAUAAGGUGUUUUUUGUGGAGUCAGUAUGUGAUGAUCCAGAGGUUAUUGCA